GCCUUCGGCGUUGGCGGUGACGUCACUCCCGCCCGCUGCCUGGCGCGAGGCGGCGGCGGCGGCUCCGGGCGGCGGCGGCGGCGCCAUGUUCCAGACCUUGUACAACUAUUUCUGGUGGGAGCGGCUCUGGCUCCCGGCGAACCUCACCUGGGCUGACCUGGAGGACCGGGAUGGACGGGUCUAUGCCAAAGCCUCCGACCUCUACAUCACCAUCCCCUUGGCCUUCCUCUUCCUCGUCGUCCGGCACCUCUUUGAGACGUACGUGGCCACCCCCCUGGCCGGCCUGCUGAACGUCAAGGAGAAGAUCAGGUUAAAAGCCACCCCCAACCCCGUGCUGGAGAAGUUCUACGCUGCCACCUCCAAGCACCCCAAGCAGGCCGAGGUGGAGAUGCUCUCCAAGAAGAGCGGCUGCACCGUGCGGCAAGUGGAGCGCUGGUUCCGCCGCCGCCGCAACCAGGACCGGCCCAGCCUGCUCAAGAAGUUCAGGGAGGCCAGUUGGAGAUUCACCUUUUACCUUAUUGCUUUCAUUGCUGGCAUGGCUGUGAUAGUGGAUAAACCCUGGUUCUACGACCUCCGGGAGGUGUGGAAGGGAUACCCCAUCCAGAGCAUGCUGCCCUCCCAGUACUGGUACUACAUGAUCGAGCUCUCCUUCUACUGGUCCCUGCUCUUCAGCAUCGCCUCCGAUGUCAAGCGCAAGGACUUCAAAGAGCAAAUCAUCCACCACGUCGCCACCAUCAUCCUCAUCAGCUUCUCCUGGUUCGCCAACUACAUCCGUGCGGGGACGCUCAUCAUGGCCCUGCACGACUCCUCGGACUAUCUGUUGGAGUCUGCCAAGAUGUUUAACUACGCCGGCUGGAGGAACACCUGCAACAACAUCUUCAUCGUCUUCGCCGCCGUCUUCAUCAUCACCCGCUUGGUCAUUCUGCCCUUCUGGAUCAUGCACUGCACCGUGGUUUACCCGCUGGAGCUCUACCCGGCCUUCUUCGGCUACUACUUCUUCAACUUCAUGAUGGCCGUGCUGCAGUCGCUGCACAUCUUCUGGGCCUACCUCAUCAUCCGCAUGGCCCAGAAGUUCAUAACUGGAAAGGUGGUGGAGGACGAGAGGAGCGACCGUGAGGAGACGGACAACUCGGAGGAGGAGGAGGAGAAGAACGGGCCCCUCUCCAACGGGCACCUGGUGCUCAACAACAACCACCGCAAAACCGACUGAGGGGGCCUCGCCCGGGGGGCGGCCGAUGCCACCGGCGCCACCACCACGGUCCCCCCGGCCCCUCCAUCCUGUCCCCCCUCGGUCACCUCCGGGGCGCAGCCGUUGCUGCUUCCCCACCUCACACCGUUGGUGCCCUUCCUGCCUUUCACCUGCUGCCUUAAGCCACCGCAGUGCCGGGGCUCCAGCCCUCUUAUCCCCCUUUCCCACCCAUCCCAGCGGGAAGCACGUCCUGUAGAUGCCUCUUAACCCGGGGAAAAGCCCCGAGCCCGGAGCAGGGUGGGAGGGAGGAGCGGAGGAAUUCGGGGGGGAUUCAGUGGCUGAAGGCCCAGGGGACACCGGGGAAGGGAGCUGCAGGGUUUGGGCUCCCGGAGGAGUUGGAUCCCCUCGUUUCUCUUGUCGAUGGGUUUUGGGUCGCCCCCGGCUCCAAGAGGACAAAUUCACAGCCCAUUUCCUUCCUUUUGUUUGGUGUUUUUUUUUUUUUUGUUCUUUUUGCUGUUUCUAUUUAUUUGGAAGCCAGAAGGAGCCGGGGGCUCGGCUCCGGGGAGCUCCCAGCGCGGAGGGAGGGGGGAAAGGACCAUUCCCAACCACAGACCAAAAAGCGUGUUUUGUUGUUCUUGUUUUUUAAAAAAAGAAAAGAAAGAAAUAAAAAGGUUUAAAAUAUA
Strigops habroptila (Kakapo) is the source of this 1872-nucleotide messenger RNA. RefSeq names its product ceramide synthase 2 (gene CERS2). Gene Ontology annotation, biological process: ceramide biosynthetic process. NCBI's taxonomy places the organism in Eukaryota, Metazoa, Chordata, Aves, Psittaciformes, Psittacidae. The transcript is spliced from 11 exons. Gene Ontology annotation, cellular component: membrane. Gene Ontology annotation, molecular function: DNA binding; sphingosine N-acyltransferase activity. The record is from RefSeq and is a predicted model, not a curated record. Bases 86 to 1210 code for a protein of 374 amino acids.